AUGGAGGCACCGAAGAAAAAGAAGAAGAAGCGCAACAACAGACCUGGCAAGACCCGCCGCGCGAUCACUGGUUUCGAGGAGUUCUACGCCGACUCCCCUACAACACCAGCUGAGCAUUUAGAGGAGAAAAGUCUGUACUCAAGGGACAAGUCAUUUGUUGAGCGCAUUGAGCAAGCUGUUCAACGCUAUCGCCAAAGUCGAAGAUUUGACAACCAACGCAGCCAUCUCUUUGACAAGUACCUCGCGCUUGGUGGUAUCGAGAGCUGCCAACGCAUGUUCCAAGGCUUGGAUGCCGAAGAUGCCAAGACUAUGACCAACGACGAGAUCCGUGCCAUGAAGGCUCGGGAUGUCAUUCACUACGGCUUCGGUGGCUCCAAAUUUUACGAUUCAAGCGACCCAGGAGAUUGGACUAUUGACUUUCCCAUCAUCGUGAAGGGCUUUCUAUCUCGCUGGGUCCCCGAAAAUUACCCUCGAAGCGAUGAAGGCUACCUCCAAGACAUGGAGCAGGCGGGCAAUUUCAUUCACAACUUCCUGAACUAUCUUCAGAUGCACGAUGUCUGUCCCGAGUACAAUGAACAGCUUCUUGUCGCCAAGUCCGUAUGCGUUAUCGCUCCAGUCGAGUCACGCUAUUCUCGCGAGCUGUUUCGAGAUCUUCAGGACUCUUUCAACACCGCCGCCAAGUUUCUGUUCUGUGACGGAGGUGUCUUUGAGACUAACAAGGAUUCGCCUAUAGACAGCACCACCGCCACCUAUCAAGUUGUCUCGGUUGGCCGCCGAAAGAAGAAGGAGAAGGCUAUGUUAGAGAAGCUUCUCGCUGAACAGGGUCUCUCAGGCAAGGUCAUGCCAGCAGGUACAAUGAUACUUCGUCCUAACAUGAUCGAGCAUGCUUAUAGCAACAUGCCUCGUCCUGACGAGUUCGAUUGGACCAAUAAGCCUACGGAGAAAUUCAUUAUGGAUGACGAUAUAUUGGAGAAGGUACAGCCUGGCAUGAAGAUGCAGUUGGUUGUCUGCCAACUGAAUGUAGGCAUAACUUUUAUUAAGAAGGUCCUUGAUGUUCGCCCGACAUUCGACACUAUUUUGCCCCAAAGCCUCAUGCUUACUUGGAAGGAUCCCGUCACAAAUGAGCGACCUGCUCCAUCGGUCGAUAAACCGGCUUCGGAGGAGAACGCAGAUGGUAGUGCUGAUAUCGAAAUUGAGGUCUGA
Molecule: messenger RNA, 1203 nt
Organism: Truncatella angustata
Lineage: Eukaryota; Fungi; Ascomycota; Sordariomycetes; Amphisphaeriales; Sporocadaceae
Product: Argonaute complex, subunit Arb1
Exons: 3
Coding region: 1-1203 (400 amino acids)
Biological process (GO): regulatory ncRNA-mediated gene silencing
Cellular component (GO): ARC complex
Source: RefSeq, a predicted model, not a curated record